UGAAAAUCUAUAAAAAUAAAUUAAUAUAAUAGUUUUAAGAAUAUAAGAGAUAUAUGUAGUAUUCUUAAAAUCUAGUUUAAAAUGAUUAAAAUAUACAAUUCCAAUAACAUUAAUUUUAAUGGAUUUGUUAAAAUCCAACUUUUUGAAGAACAACAAAUUGCAUAUAGAAUUCAAAACCAUCAAACUAAUAACACUAAAUUUUAUUAAAAAUACGAGAAUCUAUAAACUAAUAUAAUCCAUUAUUUAGCUAAACUAAAAUGUCAUUUAAUUAAAUCAACCUUUUGAUUUGAAUAAAGAAUAAUAUCAUAUGCAUGAAAUUUCUCUCUUUUGCAGUCAAAAUUAAAGAUAAACAUUAAACACACACACAGAGAGAAAAACGAGUAAGGCAGUAAGCCAUCAUGGAAAAUGAAAUAAACCUUGCUUCUCCCGCAAGAAAGUCAAUCAGUAAAGAAAAUACAACUGGGAUGAGAGAUGACGUUUUAUUAAAUGGAAACUAUUCUAUUCGUCCCAGGAGAAUAAAAAAAGUUUCAACUAUACGUGAUCUGAUCAUUUUAUCACAUUGAAUGAGAUCUGGUCAAAUCCUCCAAUCUAUUUGUUUAUACAAAAAAUCACAUAUAUAGUUUUAAGACAAGUCUCAUUAUGAUAACUAUAAAGCCGACUCUCUUGUCGGAAUACUAAAUCCUCCUAACAACUCCUCCAUAACCAAAAACCUUCAACCUCUCCAAUCCUUACACACACACAAAGAACCAGUCAAUAUGUUGAGUCCCUUUUCUUCACCGAAGAGAUCGAGGAAAGAAAGCAAAGAAAGCAAGAACCCUUAUUCAAAUCGUGGUCUUGACAAGUUCUCUGCACUUCUAUCUGAGCUCGACGAGAAGAGACAGAGCAUUUACGCAAAUAGGCUAGACUCCGAUGGGCCUCCUCUUGUUCGGUUUGUGUUCAAAAGCUCCGGAGAAUGCGUUCCUGUCAUGAUCAAGACAAAGAAAAUAACCAAGAAGAAGGUAGAGACUCAAGAUGAUCUCAAGAUCAAGACCGAGUCAAAAACAAAGGAGGCAAAGGAAAUAAAGGAGACAGAGUCAGAAACAACGGAGAAGAAACAUAGAUGUGUAUUGAACGAGAAUCUGAAGAAGAUUUCAAGACCGAACCGUUUUUUACCCGUGACAGUGAUCUUGGUUCUAGUCUUCUUGGUGUUUUUUGGACGAACUGUUUCGAUCAUGUGCACUUGUAUCGUUUGGUACUUGGUUCCAAUGAUCAAAGAACAAAGCCGAAAGAAAGGAUCAACAUACAAGACCCAAAAGAAGAAGAAGAAAAUGAACGAGAGGAUGGCUCGUGACCAAAAUGUUCUCAAGGAGAAGCUUCCGCACCUGGCUGCUGCUCCUGGAUUCUUCAAAAGCAAAAGAGUAAGAAGUAUAUGCCAAAAGUGGCUGAAGAAACUAAAUUUUUAAAAAUCCUAAACCAGAAGUUCAUAAGAAGCAUGUUCCUGAAAUUGAAAAACAAAACAAAUAAAAUGAAACAUGUGGGGAAGAAAAAAAAUUAUUAACAAGGAUCAAACAUCUAUAUCUAUAUCGGCUGAAGAAUCAGGAAAUCUCCAAUUCAAAUUAUUAUUUUUUUUUUGUAGAAGAUGCUUGAAUUUUGAGGAUGAGAAUUUGAGACUAGAAAAAAAAACGGUAAGAGAGAUAAUGGUGAAUUAGCUGAUAAAAAAACAUUCUCAGAAUUUGAAAAUUUCCUUUGAAAAUGUGUAGCAUGUCUAAGAUAAAGCAUAUUAAAAUAACCAGUAAGAGAGGAAAUGGACAAUAAUAGCAUAUAAGAAAAGACGAGGAAAAAGAACCAUGAGAGAUUCAAUAUGAUGAGUUGUUUGAGUACCGGAAAGUGUAUUAGUUAUACAAUGACUGAUAAUCUUGCUAAACAUAUCUUAAGAUUUUUAAAAGCGAAAAAAGAAAAAAGUACAUGCCAAAAGUGAUUGAAAAAGCUAAACCAUAAGAUCCAAAACCCGAGACUCAUAAAAGCGUGAUUUCAUAAAAGCGUGAUUUUGAAAGUUAAAAAGCAUAACUAAUAAGAUGAAAUAUGCAUGAAAGAAAAAAAAAUUGUUAACAAAUAUCAAGAAUCUACACCAAUAAAAAGAUUUGUAGAAGGUAUUUGGAUUUUGAGGAUGAGGAAAAGAGUUUAAUAUCAAAAAUAUAUAAAACAGUCAAAUUUGAGAGAUAAUGAUGAAUUGGAUGAUAAAAUAAGACGUUCUCAAGAAUUGGAAACUUAUCUUGAAGUACCUAGCACAUAAAGAAAAAGUCAACUAAAAAGGUAAAUAGUGAAAAAGGAAUUGAAAAAUAAUGGCGCAAUAACUAAUCAGAGAAACAAAAAAAAGAUUAUUGGAGAUUUAGUAUGAUAUAUUGUGAGAGCACCAACAAGUACAUUGGUUGUACAAUGAAUUAACAAUUUUGAUGAAUCUAUCAUCAAAAUUUCUUACAUUCCAAAACUGGUUGAAAAAUGAAACUGUAAGAGAGAUUCAAACAAUAAAUUUAAAGGAAGUAUUGUUAUCAUAAUUAUUUGAUAAGUGUAUGAAUCAAAUUCAGAAAUUGAAAUCUCUAAAACACAAUGUUUUAUUGUGGUUUCUUUUGUGCAUUAACAAAAAAUAAAGGUAGGAUUUUCAUCUAUUUAUCUUAUUAUAUAAAAUUUGGCUCUCAAAGUUGCUAAUUAACAUAAUCCUUGAACAUGAUCAUGACACGUGUCAAUAAAAUUUGUAACAUGUAUCAAAAUAUGAUGCAAAUAUAUUUUGUUUAAAAUCUAAAAAAAAUUAAAAAAU
This is a messenger RNA of Brassica rapa (field mustard), 2794 nucleotides long. RefSeq lists its product as uncharacterized. The record is from RefSeq and is a predicted model, not a curated record. Lineage: Eukaryota; Viridiplantae; Streptophyta; Magnoliopsida; Brassicales; Brassicaceae.